AUGGAUAGACUGCUUAGAUUAGGGUCUGGCGGUUUGCCUGGUGUUGGACAGCCUCCACCAGAAGCACCUAAUGUAGACACUGCUGAGCAAGUAUAUAUUUCUUCUUUGGCUUUAUUAAAGAUGCUUCGUCAUGGUCGUGCUGGAGUUCCGAUGGAAGUUAUGGGUUUAAUGUUGGGUCAAUUUGUUGAUGAAUAUACAGUUCGAGUUAUCGACGUAUUUGCUAUGCCGCAAAGUGGAACGGGUGUCAGCGUUGAAGCAGUUGAUCCAGUCUUUCAAGCGAGAAUGUUAGAUAUGCUUAAGCAAACUGGAAGACCAGAAAUGGUAGUUGGAUGGUAUCAUUCCCAUCCUGGCUUUGGUUGCUGGCUGUCAGGUGUGGAUGUAAAUACUCAGCAGAGCUUUGAAGCUUUGUCAGAACGAGCUGUUGCUGUCGUUGUAGAUCCUAUCCAAAGUGUUAAAGGCAAAGUAGUUAUUGAUGCAUUUCGAUUAAUUCAUCCUACCUUGAUUAUGGUAGGCCACGAACCUCGACAGGCAACAUCUAUUAUAGGACAUUUGCAAAAACCGUCUAUCCAGGCGCUGAUCCAUGGAUUGAAUCGUAGUUAUUAUUCUAUGGUUAUAAAUUAUCGCAAGAAUGAAUUAGAACAGAAGAUGUUAAUGAAAUUACAUAAAAAAAGUUGGGUUGAUGGUCUACAGCUAGACGACUACAAGGAACAUAAUGAGUCGAACGAAAAGAUUUUAAAGGAUAUGGUGCGGCUGUCAAAAGAAUACGUAAAGUCUGUAGAGGAAGAAGAUAAAUUAACUACCGAACAGCUUGCUAUUCGUAAUGUUGGCAAACAGGAUCCGAAGCGUCACUUAGAGGAAUGCGUUGAUGUUUUGAUGACCUCUAAUGUUUCCCAGUGUUUAGGAGCAAUGUUGCAUAAUGUCGUUUUUUAA
Trichoplax adhaerens is the source of this 930-nucleotide messenger RNA. Its product is annotated as non-ATPase proteasome 26S subunit. Lineage: Eukaryota; Metazoa; Placozoa; Uniplacotomia; Trichoplacea; Trichoplacidae. The record is from RefSeq and is a predicted model, not a curated record. The transcript has 12 exons. Gene Ontology annotation, biological process: protein deubiquitination; proteasome-mediated ubiquitin-dependent protein catabolic process. Bases 1 to 930 code for a protein of 309 amino acids. Gene Ontology annotation, cellular component: proteasome regulatory particle, lid subcomplex. Gene Ontology annotation, molecular function: metallopeptidase activity; protein binding; proteasome binding.